This is a messenger RNA of Tribolium castaneum (red flour beetle), 4331 nucleotides long. RefSeq lists its product as uncharacterized. The transcript has 2 exons. The record is from RefSeq and is a predicted model, not a curated record. Bases 382 to 3045 code for a protein of 887 amino acids. Gene Ontology annotation, molecular function: nucleic acid binding; zinc ion binding. NCBI's taxonomy places the organism in Eukaryota, Metazoa, Arthropoda, Insecta, Coleoptera, Tenebrionidae.
AGUGUCAAUGUCGUUGUUGGAUCUAAUUUACUAAUAAAUUAGUUUUUGGGUGAAUUCCGAGUUUCAUUUACAGAGCAGCGGUAGGAUAUUGCUCAAAUAAUCGUUUCCGAUAGAGAGUGGUGAAUUGUGGCGAUUUUGUGAGGAAUUUGUGGGUCGCCAAGGCAAGGGCCAAAAAUUGAAGUUUUGGGAAUCUGUACCGUUUCAUUCGUAACAAAAUUGUGUUUUACGACUUGAAAUCGAACAAAUCAAUCGGGUGCUAGCCGAAUUUAUCUGGUUUUUCUGAUUUCUGACGAGUUCUAGGAGUUACGCAACCACACGCUGUCAAUUUUCAUUUGGGUGUGGCUCAAAAGGCGCGAAAAGUUUUCUGGUGAGAUUUUCGCAAUGGGGCGUCACAGGUACCGAGGAAAUGUGGACUCGGACGACUCGGACUCAAGUGACGAUGAGCCACGGCCGAAAAGGUCCGCGCCUGGGGUCUCCAGUACAGUAAAUUCACCCCCAGUUUCGGCCGAAUCCGCUAGAAUCGCGAGACUUGAGCAACUCGUGGAAAACUUGAAUCGACGUUUGCUAAACCGCAAUUUUGAGCACACAUCAGGACAAGUUGGCAUUAAAAGUGACCUGAUUCCUGAAUUCGCUCCAGGAAACCCCAAUUUUAGUACCACUAAGUGGUUGCAUAAAAUUGACCAAUUGGCUCUCGUGAACGGUUGGGACGAACGUACAACGAUUUACGGCAUGAUAAGUCGACUCAAGGGGUUGGCCAAGGAGUGGUACGACAAUCUCGAUCCCUCAGCAUACGACCGGAGCUGGGAUGAAUGGAAACGUUUGUUACAAGCCACCUUCCCCGAUCACCACGAUUAUGCUUCCACACUUCGUAAGCUAGUGAAUAGGGUGAAGGAAGAUGGGGAAACCUGGGCACAAUAUUAUUUUGGGAAAUUAAAUCUGUUGCAGGCUUGUGACAUAACAGGAACGAAUGCAGUCUCCUGUCCUAUUGAUGGAAUCACUGACGUGACUCUCAGAAAUGGGGCUAGAGCAGGGCGUUACGUUACACCCGAAAGCUUGUACGCUGAGUAUUUGUCGACUCUGAGAUCCGAAGGUGACAAGCGGGAUACGCUCGCAAAGCAGGCGCCUCGGGAAAGGAGGAGGUUCCUUCCAAGUCGAGUCGAAGCACAAAAACUGUAUUCGUCAGUUCGGUGUUACAAUUGUCGUAAUCGAGGACAUGUUGCGACAAAGUGCCCGAAACCAAGAAUUGAGUGCAAGAAAUGUGGUCGCAUUGGACAUGUGGAUGCUGAGUGCCGACGUGGUAACUUAGUAAAAGAAAACAUGUCUAAGCAGGCACUAACGACAAGUGUAGCUGACGCAAGUAAUAAUAAGAAUUAUUACAUAGACAUUAAGGUCAAUGGUAAGCCGACGCGAGCUUACAUUGACUCAGGAGCUGAACCGGUCCUUGUCAAGCAAAGUGUUGCUAGAGAAUUGGGACUGAUGUGGCAGCCAAGUUUACAUUUGAUUCGUGGUUAUGGCCAGGGAAUCACCAAAGUGCAUGGGGAAGUCGAAGUAGAGCUAGAAGUGGAUCUUGUCAAGGCAAACGUAAAAGCUUUGAUCGUCGAAGACAGUGCACAACGUGUGCCUGUCAUAGUGGGACAGACUUUCCUGAAUGCGGGUGCUAAUACGAUUAUAGCAAAUGAGGAAGCUGUGAGAGUAGUUGACGGAAACAACGAAUCGAUCCAAGCAUUUCUAGGCCAACUUCCGACACGAAAAGUUGCACUUUGGGCGGAAGAGGAAACAGUGAUCCCUCCUCAAUCCAUUGGUUGCAUACGAAUCAAGGCAAAAGACGAUGGGUGGAAAGGAGCUUAUUACGUUGAAGGGUGUCAACGUUCGAGACCAGGGUUCGAACACGUUGUUCAUCGGUGUGUCACAUGUGAUGGAGGCCUAGUGACCGUUCGCAAUCUAUCGCACCAAGAUCUGGUCUAUCGAAAGGCGCAAAUCGUUGCGAGAGCUGAGCCUUGCGAGCAGGAAAGGACAGCUACGACGACUUUAAAAGACAUCUUGACGAGCAGACCAGUUCUUGCAAUUUACGACGCGGAAGCUGAAACGGAGUUACACACUGACGCUUCUAAAGUUGGAAUUGGUGGCAUUCUGUUGCAACGACAAGGUGAUGGAUCUUUGCGUCCAGUUAUGUUUUUCAGCCGACAGACGACCAAAGAGGAACAAAGGUACCACUCGUACGAGCUAGAAACGCUAGCGGUGGUCUGUUCUCUCAAACAUUAUCGAGUAUACUUGUUGGGGCUUCAAUUCAAGGUGAUCACAGACUGUAAUGCUUUACGAACAACCCUUACCAAGAGAGAUUUGAUUCCACGAAUUGGGAGAUGGUGGUUGUUGACUUCUGAGUUCGACUUUACUGUAGAAUACAGACCUGGCAGUAAAAUGAGUCACGUUGACGCUUUGAGUAGAAAUCCGGUAUUAGAUCCUUCGGAGCCUUCAGUGGAAGUCUUGCAUAUUAAUGUUAACGAUGAUGAUUGGAUUUUAGCUGUUCAAAUGAAGGAUGCGAGAUGCGCAUUGUUGAAGGAAAUAUUGGAAAAAUCACCGACGAACGCUGAAGAGCGUGCCAUUCACAAAGAGUAUAAACUAAAAGAUGGUCGAGUAUUCAAACAGACUGAGUCAGGAUUAAAAUGGGUCGUACCAAAAGCGGUAAGACGCCAGAUUUUAUUAGCACACCACGAUGGAAUUGGCCAUUUAUCGAAUGAGAAAACUUUGGCAUCUGUGUCGAAAUCUUAUUGGUUUCCUUCAAUGCGGAGGUAUGUUCAUAAAUAUAUUUCUAGCUGCUUGGAGUGUCUCUACAAUAAGGAAGCCGGAGGAAAGCAGCCAGGAUUUUUGAAUCCCAUACCUAAGAAUUCGCAACCAUUUGACACAUUGCACAUGGAUCAUUUGGGACCAUUUGUAAAGAGCAAAUCACAUAAUUCUUAUCUUUUAGCUAUUAUCGAUGCAUUUACUAAAUUUGUCUUCUCAGGGCCGUGCCUAAUACUAAGGUGGGCCCUGUUUUAUCAUUUUUAGCUUCUCUUACAGGAAUGUUUGGUGUACCUAAACGUAUAAUAGCCGAUCGUGGGGCUUGUUUUUCUAGCAAAAAGUUUAAGACACAUUGUACCGAUUUAAACGUUAAAUUAGUACUAACCGCGACUGCUACACCACGGGCUAACGGCCAGGUGGAGCGAUUGAAUCGUACGAUUUUAUCUCAGCUUGCUGCUAGCUCGAGAGAAGAAGAGAAAUGGGAUGACUUUGUGAGUAGAAUUAGUUGGGGUAUUAAUUCUACGCCGAAUUCGACUACGGGCAAAAGUCCAUACGAAUUGUUGUUGGGGUAUACACCUCGACAUGCUAAUGACUCAAUCCUCACCAACGUGGUGACAGAGGGUGUUCAUGAUGGUGAUUUGCCACGGACACGAGCAGACGUUGCUCAGCGUGUCGAAAAGGAACAGCAGAAGCAAAAAGAGCGUUAUGACAAGCGACGCUGUGCCCCAAAGAGAUUUAAUGCAGGUGAUCUCGUGUUGGUACGCACCACGCGAGCUUCAAACGAGGGCAAAAGUCGGAAGCUGUUACCUAAAUAUUCGGGACCGUACCGAAUUCAGAAAGUGCUCGACUACGAUAGGUACGUCGUGACGGACAUGCCGGGGGCGACGCGUUCCCAAAAACGAUAUGAGGGUGUUCACUCAGUGGACAAAUUGAGACAUUACGUUGUCGCCACGACGAGUGGAGACGAAACAAUAGGCGAUGUCAGUGACGAAUGACUGAGUUCGCUGUGAAGCUGAGUGAAGUUCAACGUGAACUCACGAUUUUGGGCCCAAAUGUUGUUUUUAAGCGCUUUACGUUGAAACUCAUGAGUUAAUGAUUUAUUAUUGUUGUUAUUGUUCUUGUCCUUGUUAUUGUUCUUCUACUUAUUGUUGAGGUUACUGAUCUUGUUGGUGUUGGUGAUCUUAUUGUUGUUGUUGUUGGUGUUCUUAUUGUUGUUCUUAAUUAAUUCUCAACGUGAGAAACACGAUUAUGGUUAUUUUCAGAUUCAUUCUCAACGUGAGAAACACGAUUAUGAUUAUUUUCAGAUUCAUUCUCAACGUGAGAAACACGAUUAUGAUUAUUUUCAGGUUGUUUAUAAAUAGUUCUUAAGUGGGACUCGGGCUGUAGAUGCAUACUACGGCUCGGAUACAUGGUAUUGGUUAAUUACUUGUUUUAGAAACACCGGUGGUUCCCCGAGGACGUGGAACACGGAAGCGUGGCCGACUGUUAAGUGAAGGGGGCGCUGCUGGUGAAAUUGGCGGGAAAUGAUGACGCGUGAGAGGCGUACGGGCAAC